This is a messenger RNA of Myxocyprinus asiaticus (Chinese sucker), 2387 nucleotides long. RefSeq names its product T cell leukemia homeobox 2 (gene tlx2). Bases 589 to 1521 code for a protein of 310 amino acids. Gene Ontology annotation, cellular component: nucleus. The transcript is spliced from 3 exons. The record is from RefSeq and is a predicted model, not a curated record. Gene Ontology annotation, molecular function: RNA polymerase II cis-regulatory region sequence-specific DNA binding; DNA-binding transcription factor activity, RNA polymerase II-specific. NCBI's taxonomy places the organism in Eukaryota, Metazoa, Chordata, Actinopteri, Cypriniformes, Catostomidae. Gene Ontology annotation, biological process: animal organ development; regulation of transcription by RNA polymerase II.
AAAGCGCGUGACAGAAUUUGGGCAGAGGGGGUUUGUCUCACCUGCUUGAAAUCACUUCAAGAGGCGCAUGAGCAGGACAUUUUCAGCUUGCGACAAUUAAUAUGCACGUAUCGAACAGUUAACACUUCACUUUAGAUAACAGUGAUGCUCUCGAGUCUGGGCCGUGCGCCUUUUUGAGAAAUAGCAGCACGCCAGAAAAGCGUCAGUUUUCUUCACCACAACUUGGCAGCUGAUCACUCCAAGAAGGAUUUAACAGUGAGCGCGCGCGAAGCGCAUUCUUUUUUUUUUUUUUUUUUUUUUUUUACAGCCGACUUGAUUUUUUUAGGAAUCAUCAUGAAACUGAAAAAGAGCCAGACGCAAUGCGAGUAAGUGUGGGAUAAUGUUGAUUGAAUCGCCUUCUGCAGUCCUGAUGGAAUCACUGUGAUUUCUGAUAUCGCUAUUAACUGCAUGGGUUCUGAAAGCUUGGAGGAAGAAUACUUGUUUAAAAAUACGAUUUUAUUCGUUGGGGGAUACGCAAUCUUGCGUUGAAGUUUUAGGAAUAAAACACUGCAACCUCCGAGGCUGUGCGUAACACACAGAACGGCGACAAUGGAACACACUGGAAUCGAAGAGGUGAACCAGACCCACCAGCAGCACGAACCCAUCAGUUUUGGAAUAGAUCAGAUUCUGAAUGGCUCGGACCAGCCGAGCAGCUGCAUGUUACCGUGCCGAACCGGUGACUCGGACUACUCGCUCGCACCUAACGUCUACAACGGCUACAACAGCGUGUACAAUCCGGCCUGCUCGAUGGCGGCGGGUCUGGCGGGUUCCUACAACGUCAACAUGAACAUGAAUGUGAGCAUGAACAUGAACGUUAACGUGAACUCAGGGAAUGCGGGCGGUGUCAUCCGAGUCCCGGCACACAGACCCAUGCCACCCGCUCCUCACCCGUCUAACCCUGCCCAUCCACCGGGCAUCGCGGCGGGGAUACCCACCGUGCCCACAGUGCACAGCAUGGGCAGUCCCGCCAGCUUCACGUUCCCCUGGAUGGAGAGCAGCAGAAGAUUUGCGAAGGAUCGGUUGACCGCUGCCCUUUCACCGUUCUCUGUGACACGACGAAUCGGCCAUCCGUACCAGAACCGAACACCGCCGAAACGGAAAAAGCCCCGCACGUCGUUCAGCCGCGUGCAAAUCUGUGAGCUGGAGAAACGGUUCCACCGGCAGAAAUAUCUGGCGUCAGCAGAGCGCGCAACGCUCGCCAAAGCCCUGAAAAUGACAGAUGCUCAGGUCAAAACCUGGUUUCAGAACAGAAGAACAAAAUGGAGGAGGCAGACCGCUGAGGAGAGGGAGGCUGAGCGACAGCAAGCCAACCGUCUGAUGUUGCAGCUACAACAGGAGGCUUUUCAGAAGACUCUGAGUCAACCGCUUCAACAAGACCCUCUCUGCCUACACAACUCCUCGCUUUAUGCCCUGCAGAACUUACAACCCUGGGCAGAGGACAACAAGGUGACCUCUGUCACCUCAGUUGCAUCUGUGGUCUGACCCACACCUCUCAUGUAUACAAGUUAAUUGAGGAAGGAUUUUAUAGUCCGGGUUUAAAAGCAUUACAGGACACUAAUUUCACACAAAAUUUGGGUGAAUCUCUGACAUUCACACUUGGACUUAUUUCACGAGCAUCUGUACGAAGCCAUAAGCUAAACAGGUUUUUUGUGAGACCAUAGAAGAAAUCUUAAAAAAAAAAAAAAAAAAACUCAAUUGAAUGCGGAAAAAAUGAAUUCCAUUUCAAUGAUUUCGAUUGGAUGAGUUUUGGCUCGGAAAUACAAUGGCUAGAGCCUAGUAACAGAUUAAACUGAACUGUAUAUUUGUGUUUUUGUUUAUUGCUCAAACAUUUUUCAGGAAUAUGUGUUUUUUAUGUCUUGGCAUGGAACAAUAUAUUCCAAUUAAAAUGGAAUAAUAUUCCAAUUCACAUUUUCAUUCCCAGCUGAAUCUGAUUGGUAAUUUUUCUCGUCCCUUACGCUACAUUCUCGUUCCUCUUUUCUUCAGCUACCCAUCUAAGAGAGGGAGGGGCUAUGUCCUUUCCAACCCAAAACCGCAAAGCUGUCUGAUGAAUUUCACCCAUCAAGACGGCUGUUUGUCUACGUGCCAUUUGGCAUCAUGGAGACUGACUCAACCCCAGACUCGUUCAAUCUUGUUCCUUUAAUUGGUGUUUUUUUUUGUUUGUUGUUUUUUGGAUUUUAUAAGAUGUGUUUGUGAUGCAUGUUCUCUACAUUUCCUGUACAAAGAGACAAACUAAAAAUUGUUUGUUCCAUCACACUGGAGUCCCUCCUAAAAUGAACUUUGGAAGCAAUUAUGGAGGCAUUCUUUCUGGAUUCUUCAUAUCGUGACGUUUAAAGGCAUUUUAUAAUAAA